UCAGCCCGCCAGUUUCCUCUUUUCAAAGUGAUACUCUUCUGUCUCAGAGUGCAUUUCCCCUAAUUUUCUCUCUGCCUCUUGACAUCCAGAAGAAAGAAGCAAAGCAGAGAGAAAACUAUGUCAGGUUGGGACGAGGGUGCAGUAUUUUACAGUGACCAAGCCCAGUUUCCGAGAGGUGACCCCGAUCAUGGCUCCGUCACUCGCCACUCUGCUCUCAGAAAGUUCAAAGAGUUCAUUCGAGGCUUCACCGGCCUCAAGGGUGACUUCCCUUACAGAGAAAUGCUUGUCCACAAUUCAAACUAUCUUCCUGUGGCCAUGGAAGAUUUGGACUCUUUUGAUGCGGAACUCUCUGAUAAAAUACGCAAGCUCCCUGCUGAUUAUUUGCCACUGUUUGAAACAGCAGCUGCAGAGGUGCUUGCUAGUUUGCGAUUGAAAGUGGACGGCCAAACAGAGGACUCCGUAACUGAGGAGGUGCAGGUCUUGCUUUCUUCGAAGGAGAAUCCUAUCUCAAUGAGAUCACUAGGGGCUGAGUAUAUAUCGAAGCUUGUGAAGAUUUCUGGGAUCACUAUUGCAGCUUCUCGAACAAAGGCUAAAGCUACUUAUGUAACACUGAUGUGUAGAAACUGUAAGAAUGUAAAGUCUAUACCAUGUAGGCCAGGACUUGGUGGUGCCAUCGUGCCCCGUUCUUGUGACCAUGUCGCUCAGCCUGGAGAGGAGCCUUGCCCUGUAGAUCCAUGGAUCAUGGUCCCAGACAAGAGCAAGUAUGUUGAUCAACAGACUUUGAAGUUGCAGGAGAACCCUGAAGAUGUCCCUACUGGGGAGCUGCCUCGCAACACGCUACUUUCUUUGGAUCGCCACCUCGUUCAAACAAUUGUGCCUGGCACAAGACUGACCAUCAUGGGAAUUUACAGUAUAUAUCAAGCAAGCGGCUCUGCUGUCCAAAAAGGUGCAGUUGCAGUCAGACAGCCCUAUAUCAGAGUUGUAGGCAUAGAUCAAGACCAUGAUACAAACUCUGGAGGUCUUUCUUCCUUCACAGUAGAUGAGAAAAAAGAAUUUCUAGAAUUUGCUCAAAGGCGAGACUCCUAUGCGAGGAUCUGCUCUAUGAUUGCACCUUCCAUAUUCGGUCAUGACAAUGUGAAGAAAGCCAUAGCUUGCCUCUUAUUUGGAGGGUCAAGGAAGAAAUUGCCGGAUGGGGUGAGAUUAAGAGGAGACAUUAAUGUUCUACUUCUUGGAGAUCCAUCUACUGCAAAAUCGCAGUUUCUCAAGUUCGUUGAGAAGACUGCUCCUAUUGCUGUUUAUACUUCUGGAAAAGGUUCAUCUGCUGCUGGUCUUACUGCUUCUGUUAUUCGUGACAGCAGCUCGCGGGAAUUUUAUCUUGAAGGAGGUGCCAUGGUGUUGGCAGAUGGUGGAGUUGUUUGUAUUGAUGAGUUUGACAAAAUGAGAGUGGAAGACCGAGUUGCCAUCCAUGAAGCCAUGGAGCAACAAACCAUAUCCAUUGCCAAAGCUGGAAUAACAACUGUCCUUAACUCUAGAACAUCUGUACUUGCUGCUGCUAACCCACCCUCUGGGCGUUAUGAUGAUUUAAAGUCUGCACAGGACAACAUCGAUUUGCAGACAACUAUUCUAUCCCGCUUUGACUUAAUCUUCAUUGUGAAGGAUGUCAGAAAGUAUGACCAAGAUAAGCUCAUAGCUAGUCAUAUAAUAAAAGUCCAUGCGGGUGCUGGUAUGGCCACUAAGGAAUCCGAUGUCUCAGACAAGGAUAACUGGCUGAAGAGAUUCAUCCAGUACUGUCGCAUGUUUUGCAAGCCUAGGUUAUCUGAUGCUGCUGCGAGCAUGUUGCAGAACAAGUAUUUAGAAAUUAGACAAAAAAUAAGGCAACAAGCUCAUGAAGCUGGUGCAGCUGCCCCAAUACCAAUUACUGUGAGGCAGUUGGAGGCUAUAAUUAGGAUAAGCGAGUCCCUUGCAAAGAUGAGACUAUCCUCUGAGGCAACAGAGGAACAUGUGGCGGAAGCUCUCCGACUCUUCAAUGUUUCCACAAUGGAUGCAGCACGAUCUGGAAUCAGUGAACCUACUGAUGAGAUGAGAAAAGAGAUACAGCAAGUGGAGACCCAGAUAAGGAGGAGAAUGGGAAUUGGAAGCAUUAUGUCAGAGAGGCGGCUCAUCGAUGAACUCACACGAAUGGGAAUGAGCGAGUCUAUUAUAAGAAGAGCCCUGCUGACUAUGCACCAGAGAGAUGAAUUGGAGUACAAGAGAGAGAGACGCAUAAUUGUUCGCAAGGCUUAACCAACCUAUCAUAGAGCACCUGUGUCGGUCGUCUUUGAUUGAAUCCCAACUCAUGACAUGGCCUAUUUCUUUGUCAUUGGAACCAUUGGUAUUGGUUCCCAAAGGAAAGGCAGUGCAACCAAGUUGUUUGGAUACGAGGCAACGUACAUACUGUGGUUCUCACUUGCCAUCUUUUGUAAUAUAACUUAAACUAGUGCUAAUGGAAUCUGGAAGUUAUUAUCA
Molecule: messenger RNA, 2505 nt
Organism: Amborella trichopoda
Lineage: Eukaryota; Viridiplantae; Streptophyta; Magnoliopsida; Amborellales; Amborellaceae
Gene: MCM5
Product: Minichromosome maintenance (MCM2/3/5) family protein
Biological process (GO): DNA replication; DNA replication initiation; double-strand break repair via break-induced replication
Cellular component (GO): nucleus; MCM complex
Molecular function (GO): 3'-5' DNA helicase activity; DNA replication origin binding; single-stranded DNA binding
Source: RefSeq, a predicted model, not a curated record